This is a messenger RNA of Ogataea haglerorum, 558 nucleotides long. RefSeq lists its product as uncharacterized. Gene Ontology annotation, molecular function: DNA binding; RNA binding. NCBI's taxonomy places the organism in Eukaryota, Fungi, Ascomycota, Pichiomycetes, Pichiales, Pichiaceae. The record is from RefSeq and is a predicted model, not a curated record. The transcript has a single exon. Gene Ontology annotation, biological process: maturation of 5.8S rRNA; regulation of gene expression. The coding region runs from base 1 to 558 and encodes 185 amino acids. Gene Ontology annotation, cellular component: exosome (RNase complex); nucleolus.
AUGGAUGACAUAGACGCAGUGAAGAAACUAUUGGUAUCCCUCCACCACGGAGUGGAAGAACUCGAGAUUAAGCUGAAGUCUGGAAUGCUAGCCAAGAGCUUGCUGAAUCAUGUCCAGGGUGCUAAAACACCGCUCGAAAAAGUCAACCUAUACAAUAAUUAUGCGUACGUGAUCGCGUCUCUAUACUUUGUGCUGUUGAAAGCCAGCGGCGAGAAUAAGAAGAACGAACAUCCCGUAAUGCAAGAGCUCAAUCGUGUGAAACUUUAUAUCGAGCGAGCGAAAAAGGCAGCUGCCAAAGAAGAAAAUACAGAAGAGUUCAGGCGGAAAGUCGCAGAGGCUGCCGAACGCCACGUGCGAAACCAGCUUGGUGAGAAAGUAGAGCCAGCGGUGAGCAAAGUGCACUUUGAGGGUAAGCACACGAAAUUCGGGGGAGACAAAGAAGACAAGGACGCCGAUAAAACAACGAAGAAACGCAAGACAGACUCCGACGACUCGAAAGACUCCAAGAAGUCCAAAAUGAAGCACAAGAAGCUAAAGGAGACUAAGAGCAAGAAGUAA